Messenger RNA from Adelges cooleyi (spruce gall adelgid), 1805 nucleotides. Its product is annotated as pancreatic lipase-related protein 2-like. NCBI's taxonomy places the organism in Eukaryota, Metazoa, Arthropoda, Insecta, Hemiptera, Adelgidae. The coding region runs from base 528 to 1520 and encodes 330 amino acids. Gene Ontology annotation, molecular function: lipase activity. The record is from RefSeq and is a predicted model, not a curated record. The transcript is spliced from 8 exons. Gene Ontology annotation, biological process: lipid metabolic process.
CAAUUUUACGCGUGGCAAAAAAAAACAGGCGAUAACUAGUUUGGAAAAAAAUAAACUUGACUUCAAGUACGUCAAGUUUUAGGUGGGAACAUUGAGCUUAGGAAAAUAGUUGUGUACACCUAAGCGUAAACCGUAAAAUUACAAUGUGACAAAUGACAGAGUUCAAGUAUAAAUAAAAUCCGUUAAAGGCUAAACAAUGUUUUCAGUUGACCGUUUUCGUUUUAAUGAGUAUAAUAUAUAUAAAUAAAUUAAGAAACGCAUAAAUAAACAACCAAUAACAUUGAAUAGGUUUAGUCACAAUAAUUAGGGGUUUUUAAGUUUCACAGAAUGUUUACAGUGUUUUCGUUAAUUGCAUCACGCGGUAUAAGAUGAAAGUAUAGUCGUUGCUAAGAUUGUCUAUGACCGUCGACCUCAUUUGUAAUCACAAUAUUAUGAGAAACAGAUGUGUAACUCAAGAUCAGCAGCUCUGACGAAUACAACAAUACCGGUUUAACACAAUUGUAAAUCAAUUGCAACAACACGGCGGCAUGCUCUAUUUAACAAAAAUGGGCUUUGUUAUGACUCUUUUGGUCGCAUCACUUGGUGGCGAACAUGUUAAAAUUGGACCUUGUGUUUUAGUCAUUAAACCUACUUGUCCCGAUCCUACAAUCAAAUUUUAUUUAUAUACAAGACUAAACAAAUUUGAUCCAGAUAUUGUUACUGUAGAAAAUAUAACCAAUUCAAAAUUUCAACCCGCUCAGCCUAAUAAGCUUAUUGUACAUGGAUUUAACAGUAAUUGGAAAUUGAGUCAACUUCAACAAAUUAAGAAUGAAUACAUUGAAAAUGCAGACGUCAAUGUUUGGAUGAUUGAUUAUGCACUACUAUCAGCUGGACCGUUGGUAUGCUAUCCAGCAGCAGUGUACAACCUUCCAUCGGUCGGAAAAUGCGCUACAGACAUGGUAAAGGCCAUUUUAGAGCACUCGGAGGCAAUAGAUCCCGCAGACAAAAUGCACUUGUUAGGAUUCAGCCUAGGUGCACAUCUCACUAGUCAAAUAUCAUUUCAACUAGCUCCGACGAGGCUAUCGCGGAUUACUGGUUUGGACCCAGCUUUACCAUUAUUUUACUCUUGGAAUAGAAACAGACAGUUGAGUAAAGCCGAUGCAGAUUUUGUAGAUGUUGUUCAUACAAAUGCAUUAGUCGAAGGACAACUAAAGCCGAGUGGACACGUUGAUUUCUAUGUUAACGGAGGAACUUCACAACCGGCUUGCGUCAACGCAAGUAAUCCUAUUAAAUGUAACCACCAUAUGGCUCCUGAGUACUUUGCGGAAAGUAUUAACACGGAAAAAGGUUUCUGGGCAUGGGAGUGCUCAAAUGUAUCGGACUAUUAUGACGGAAAAUGUCCUCCUAAAGGCAAACCUCGACUAAUGGGAGAAUUUUGCAAGACAAAUUCUAGUGGACUUUAUGUAUUAAACACAGAAAAAAAACCACCUUACGCGAAGGGGAAAUGGUCAGAGGUACAAUCAGCUGAAUACUUCUUCUAACAGCGAUACAAAAAUGAACAAAUUGUAUGAAGUUACCAGCAAAGCCAUUUGAAAUAAUAACAUUGUUGUUUGUAUAUAUUUAAUUGUAUUAUUAAUUUGGAUCUAGUCCUAAAAUAUGUAUUUUGUCAGGAUCAUGAAUCUAGUCUGGAUAAGGUUAUUCCAUCACUUUAUCCAGUAAAAAUUUAAAUACCAAUAUUUGUUACCAACGAAGGAAUAAUACAAUAAAGAGUGUAUUUAUCUAAUUUUGACAAAUUCAGAUUUAAUAAAUUUGGAUUUGACCAAUCA